This is a messenger RNA of Drosophila guanche, 637 nucleotides long. RefSeq lists its product as uncharacterized. NCBI's taxonomy places the organism in Eukaryota, Metazoa, Arthropoda, Insecta, Diptera, Drosophilidae. The transcript has a single exon. The coding region runs from base 62 to 295 and encodes 77 amino acids. The record is from RefSeq and is a predicted model, not a curated record.
UUCGAACUACGGUUAUCAGUCUGUGCAGAUCAUAGGCACCAAGUCAUCUCUCAACUGGAAAAUGUUUACCGAAGCAGAUCAGAGUUCCAACUUCCGGACUGCUGUCCCGGUGAAGAGCUCUCUCACUGGCGCCGCCACCAACAUGAAGAAGCUCCUGAAGACCAUCAGGAGAAUCUUCACCCAGUCGAAAGCGGGCAAGGACCUAAGAAAGAUCCGCCACACAUGCCACAGCGAAGAGGAGCAUCAAAACUGGCUCAACGAGCAACUGGAGUGCAGCAAAAUCUCUCUCCACUGAGGCAAGAUUGGGGUUACCUCUGAAAAUCUGUGAUGAGACUUGCUUGCAUGGUCGAUAAAUGUGCACGCUGGCUUUAAACUCCAACUGUGAUAAAUAGAGCACAAGACUGACCUGCUUCUGUGCCUUUUUCACUGUACAUGCUGCACUAAACACAUUUACUUACAUACAUACAUAUGGAUGUGUAAAAUAUAGAUGUACGUCUUCAAAUGCUUUAACCUUACUUAAGUAAUAGCUAUAAUCAUUGUCUUCCACUAGGUUUAGGAUAAUUGUCUUCCAUGUUUGUUUGUUUAGGGUUCAAAAUUAGGCCUAAGAAUAAAAAUUCCCUCGAGGAAAAAAAAAUCA